AAUAGAGUUAGGGAACAGCACUCACUCGCUUAGUCAGCACUUGCUAGCUCACCAAGGAUUAAUGACAUCUAUUAUCCAGGUCUCGGACCAACUCUCAUGGAUGAUUUGACUGUCGAAGAUGAGAAGAAGCCUUUCGAGGCCGAACAAAACGAUGAAGACACUCAGCCAGAUCCUGAUGAGGAGCUAAUGUUGGACAAGGGAAACGGGAGAGUAUGGCUUGUCAAGAUACCAAAACAUCUCAUGGCCCGUUGGGCGGCCACUGAUGCAGAGGAUGUCCAUCUUGCCACAAUCCGGGUGUACAAAAAUGCCGUCAGUCCAUCUGGUCGAUCCCCUCGCAUCUUCUUGUUCUUGCCGCCUGACCCGAAUGACCCGACCCCACGAGAUCUGAGCCUGCCGGUAUUUUCUCCGGACGCAGCUUUUAUACCUUCUGUUGAGGGGGGCAUGCAAGUAGACAGAUAUGAACUUGAAAUGGUCAACGAGGACGUUGAGAAUCAGCUGGUAGUCGCAGAACGUCCCAAAGACCCUGGGCCUUCUGGACCAAACUCCGCCUCAUAUAAUCCUCGAGCUAGAACGACCAUUCUAACUGGCCGCAUCAAACAUGAAUGUAAUUUGCGCCCUCUUUUCAACGAGUCAUACAGGCAACAAAUGCGCGAACGAACUCGAAAAUAUAACACCCCACGAAGGCAGAUCCGUAUGAUAGAAGAUGCUGGUGUUAGCCGCGGAGGAAUUAACAGGUUGAGCAGUGGAGUCAACUCAGGGUCGUUUGCGAAUAUGAUUAAAUUUCGACCCAAACCUGCCAAGGGCACAUUUGAGCGUAUGGCGCGUAUGCCACGCAACCAACUCUUGGAUCUUCUUUUUACACUCUUUCGCGAGCAACCCCGGUGGAGCAUUAAGCCACUACGCGAGCGCACCCAGCAGCCUGAGGCAUAUCUUAAAGAGGUCCUUCUUGCUAUUGCUACCUUGAAUCGGAGCGGAGAGUACAACGGAAUGUGGGAGCUGAACGAUGUGUUCGCCAAAGAUGGGAUGAAAUCUGAAAAUGUCCCUGGACCAAGUUCGCUUCCAGAAGGGGUCUCCGGUGAUAUGGGGAUUGAUGAGUAUGACGAGGACGAAGACGAGGAUGACGACAUGGAGGAAGUUUCAUAGCUAAUUUCAUAUUGAUAGGCCGAAUCUCCGCUAUCGCUUGUGGAGCUCGACAAACAAAAGGGCCCUGUUUGUUACGAUACUUGAGCGCACGAAGUAUUUCAGCAUGGCCACUCGUCCGACGCUCUACCUGACACAAUUGUAGUCCUGUUGCCAUGCCUGAAAACCAUCGUCGCAUUCCAGCAGCUGUAAAACAGCAAUGGGCGAGUGUGUCUGCCCAUAUGUCAUCUAGUGCCAUAGCACGUUCCGAUCUGCUCUCAGUAGCGCUCUCGCUGUUCCUCUUUAUUAAGAGCAGGACUUUGGGAAUAAUUAGACUCAGGCAUGAGAUUGUUAGGGAUCCUGCACUCGACCAACAA
Messenger RNA from Suillus bovinus, 1496 nucleotides. Its product is annotated as transcription initiation factor IIF, beta subunit-domain-containing protein. Gene Ontology annotation, cellular component: transcription factor TFIIF complex. Bases 97 to 1143 code for a protein of 348 amino acids. Lineage: Eukaryota; Fungi; Basidiomycota; Agaricomycetes; Boletales; Suillaceae. The transcript has 6 exons. Gene Ontology annotation, biological process: transcription by RNA polymerase II; transcription initiation at RNA polymerase II promoter. The record is from RefSeq and is a predicted model, not a curated record.